This is a messenger RNA of Diutina rugosa, 3579 nucleotides long. RefSeq lists its product as uncharacterized. Lineage: Eukaryota; Fungi; Ascomycota; Pichiomycetes; Serinales; Debaryomycetaceae. Bases 1 to 3579 code for a protein of 1192 amino acids. Gene Ontology annotation, molecular function: protein binding. The record is from RefSeq and is a predicted model, not a curated record. The transcript has a single exon.
AUGGACGGUGGCACCAGCAGCACUUCCACCGGUACUCAGGUGAAGAAUUUCAUUGAAAAUACACCUCACGUUCUGGAGGGACGCCGACUGCAAACAAAUUCGGAGUAUCAACGAAGGUUGAAGUAUCAAGCUAAUGCCGACUUUGAAGGGAAUGAACUGGUGAUGGCGGGGAGCGUGCCUAACACCUUUCAUCACAAAAAGGGGUCUCCUGCCAGAACCAAGGACCUGAUAGGAUCCGCUCUUAUGGAAGAAACAUCCCAUGUCACCACUGAUGAGCCGCCAAUAACGACAAGCACCUUGAGAGGUAAACGUCUAAGUCUCCCAGAUCACACUCAACAACCGCCGCCUCAAUUUAAUAUCUCCGAUAGUGUUGAUCUUCCAGAAAAUAGUAAUGGCGGUGAUAAAACUGCCGACUGGAUGCCUGAUGGGCUCGACGAAAAAUGGGUUACUGAUGAUAAUGUCGAAGGCGAUGAUGCUCGUGAGGAGACACCGCUAGAUAUACCUUCAGGUGAAACAAUGAUUAGAAAUUCUGUCGAAGCCGAAAUCCCUCAAUGGAAGGUCGUCCAACAAGAGUUCCAAAACGGCCAGAAGGAUAGAUUCAACAAAUUCUUUGAGGAUGCCGAACCAGACGAGCUGAAUCUGCUGACAAUACUGGGUACCAACGAUAACGGCAAUUUUGGUGACCAAAACAACAUUGGUCGUGGCCAGUAUCAAUUUCCGCCAGGGACCCAGCUGUCCCCAUUGAAAGAGUCCCCAAUUAAGUUAUUCCAAGAUGAUUACAACACUUACACAAAGAACAGAAUGGAUGGUUGUAUUCAUAAAUUCAAGACUAAGAAACUGGGCGAAUCUCCUCAGGAAUCCAACAAAGCUGCACCACAGGCCCCUGGCCCAAUACCAGCGGCGCCGUUGGAUAGUAAAGGUUCUGGUCCAACUCUCGAAAAGUCAUCCAAGCAACCAGCAGACUAUAUGAAAGAUGGUAACGAUUUGUUGCGUCGGAUACAAGGUCGAGGUUAUCAAGGAAACCAUAAUGCUUACCCAUCAAUUUCCAAUCUGAUGACGACGGCAACACUGACUCCAAAACCAAAACGGAUAACAGCUGACUUUGGGAAUGAUGGUGACAUGCUGUGGACGUCGCUGGAAUCAUUUGAUAACGACGAUGAUAUUAAUACCCUAAAGAAAAAUAAUCGUGACACGAUGGCAACGAUGGAAAUGGUUAAUGACAUGAGUCAUUCAAGACAAGAUGAUGAAUACACUGAUAUAGAGCCGCUACCAGGGCGUCUUCAGGAUGAGAUAAUUCACGAGGAACAAGAAGAUGAUGACCAAUACACCAACGAUUCUGCUGACUACGAUCAGUACCUGGAUAGUGAGAUUUUUGAAGAAAUACCAGCUUCAGCGCCAAUAACCGCAUCACAACCUUCAGCUUUCAAGACACCAGACACUGAGGAUGUCGAUACGAACGAUCAGAUUCUCAAGCGUCUUGAAAUAUUGGUGACCGCAAUACAAGCAGCUAACUUUCCUGCCUUGACCGACACUAUCGAAAAAUUAGCUGUUCAAACCCAAAAAGCUGAAGCCAGCAAUGGCACGGAAGUGUUGGACAAUGCUGAGGUUCUGACAGAGUUUCCGCCAGCAACAAACUUUGAGGAGGUGAGCAGAAUAAUCCAGUUCAAGCGAAAACUGCAACUUAGCUUACGCCCUCAAAACAACCAAGGACGCGAACUAAAUUUGAGCAAGGCUCAUAAAGAGCGGAAAAUCAAAAACAUUCCCCCAGGUACGUAUGCCACCAGUGUAGGUGGCAUGCGUUUUGAUUCAUCGAGGCAACUGUGGAUUGGAGCUCCUGAAGAGACAGUUUUGGAUCAAAUCGAAGAUCUUCAGAGUGACAACGAAGUCGUUGCUCUGAUGCAACCUCUGGCGAUGCGAAAGCUGAGAAGACGUGCUGGAAAUCUCGAAGUUCUGUUUGUUGGGGCACUCGAUGAAGGUGACGUGCUGCGUGUUCUGAAUGUACUGCGAGUUCUGAGCAGAUUCAACCCUGAGGUAACUCGAAUAAGCCAGAUAGGGGACACCCUGUACGGACAAAUGAGACAAGCGUUAACAAGCAUACUUGGCGAAGUCUUUGCUGAUCGUAACCUGUCUGGUGAUUUGCAGCUGAUUGAAGAAGUCGAUUUGGCCUCGCAUCGUUUGGAAAGUGUCAAAGAAUUGAAAGGGUUUCUUCCAGGACUCAAGAAAAUUAAUCUCAGCAAAAAUCGUUUGGUGUUUCUUGAGGGGGUGAAUUCUGGCGUUAAAGAACUUGAUGUUCUGGAUAAUAUGUUGAAUAACUUGACGACAUUCGCCCACUUGACGAAGUUGUACCGACUCAAUGCCGCCAGAAACCAAAUUCUUGGUUUCAGUUGCCUCUCCACUUGUGAUACGUUGCUGAUUCUCAAUAUUUCUGGGAACAAAAUCACUUCACUCAAGGGUGUAGAGCGUCUUGUGUGUUUAACUGAGCUCAAUUGCCUGCAUAACUCCCUUACGAAUGAGGUUGACUGCUCCAAACUCAAAUUACCUAACUUGAUCAAAUUGAAUUUGCUGAACAACGAGAUCACAUUGGUUACUUCGAUUAAUGCCUUGCCGAAAUUAGUGGUGCUCAAUCUCAAUGAAAACAAGCUCACCAAAAUCACUUGUGAAACGCGGCAUACCAAUCUCAAGAAGUUGGAGCUUAAAUUCAAUCAAAUGCGUAUUCUCAACUUGAGGCCAUAUCCCCAGCUUCGCAUUCUCCGCAUUGAUGGCAAUGCACUUGGAGUCAGUGAUUUUCAUCGUCUUAACAACUUGGAAGAGCUUCUGGCCAAGUGUCAAUCUAGUCCCAACAUUGUCGACCUGGUUGUGAAAGGUGCUUGUGAUGUUCGAAUGCUCGAUCUCUCCGGGAACCAGUUCUUCGAUAUUAUCUAUUUUUCACAUAAGUCCUUUGAGAGGGGAGUGCAAGCCAAUCUGUUUAAAAACUUGAAUAAGCUUGUGCUUGUCGCCAUGGAUCUCUGCAAAAUUCCGCCACUGUUCUCUAACAUGUUCCCUAAUGUGCGACUGCUCAACCUAAAUUUUAAUCGGUUGACCGAUAUCAGCGGGCUCAGUGAAUUGCAGAAUCUCAAAAAGCUUUAUCUCGUGUCGAAUGAAAUUCGACGGGUCAAACUGGUGUGUAAUGGAUUAACGGGAGCCCGCAACAGCUUAAAGGUGCUUGAUUUACGACUCAAUCCAUGCACAGUUGAUAUGUAUCCUUAUGUGUUUAGUCCCGAGGAAUCAAAGGGCAACUCCAACUCCUCGACGACAUACAUUCGUCUUGAUCGCCCUGAUGACAUUGACACCUUUGUGAUUCACUACGAUACUAUCAACCGCAAUGGCGAGCCAGAGUGGAACAAACGGGAUGCCGAGUACAUCAAGAGACUGGAAGCUAACUACACAAGGCGUAAAAAGUACGAGUUGUACAUGUUGGAAUUCUUCAAGCAGUUGCGGAAAUUUGAUGGUACCACGGUGAGUUCGACGCGACGGAAAGAUUUAAUGGAAGAGUAUCAGCAGAAUUCCAUUGAAAGUUCAGGCUCUGCAACCAUUAGCUAG